Messenger RNA from Coniophora puteana RWD-64-598 SS2, 435 nucleotides. RefSeq lists its product as uncharacterized. Bases 1 to 435 code for a protein of 144 amino acids. NCBI's taxonomy places the organism in Eukaryota, Fungi, Basidiomycota, Agaricomycetes, Boletales, Coniophoraceae. The transcript is spliced from 2 exons. The record is from RefSeq and is a predicted model, not a curated record.
AUGUCUCUCGACCCAGCUUGGGCACCAGCAAACCAGACGAGCUUUGACCUCUGGGUCGAACGCUCAUCACUUGACGGCGUCAUGUUAGGUGGCGUUGCAUACGGCGUCCACUUGACACUUUUUUCCUUAUGCUUCAACAUGAUAUUAUCAAUUAAGAACAAGGCUAUGGUUGACUGGCUGAAUCUCGGAUAUAUUUGUCUUGUCUUCGCUCUUGGUACCCUCGGAAACGCUCUCACAUUGAAGUGGUGCGAAAUGGCAUUCGUUGACAACAUCAAUUUCCCCGGUCGACCGGUUGCUUUCAGUCUGUUAGAGAACACAGACUGGGUCUAUGUGGUUUUUAACGCUGUCUACAUUGUCAACCUGUGGUUGUCCGAUGGUCUUCUUGUACGUAUAUGUUCCUUUGCUCAUAGUAUACCUCGUGCUGUUCACUGCUGA